AUCGUAAUCAAUAUAGCGGGGAACCGGUGCCUAGAAAUCAAGCAAUUUUCCUGAAAUCAUGAUCAACAAGUACAUGACAAGAUGAUUAACAAUUUGAUCGUAUCAUUAAGUUGAUAUUGAACAUCUAAUGAUAUUACUAAACUGAAUCGUCAAUGGAGUCAGAUGUGAAUAUAUGUACGUGUGCACAAAUGUUAUUGCGAAAAAGAUCGGAAUCAUAGGAAGACUUUAUUAUGUUUGUACAGGAGUUUAAAUGAAAAAGGCAAUGAGAAUUUGUUUUAUCCGAUGGAUAGUUGUCGGAAUUGGUGUUCUUGCUGUUAGCUUGGUAUUCCUUGGACUACAUACUUCGUCACUACAGGGUACUACCAUAGAACAAAACAAAAAUCCUCGAGAUGACGUUAACACUGACUAUAAUAUGAUUGACCACCAAUAUACCCCUGCGAAUUUGAAAUUACGUCAAGACAAACAGUUACCAAUAGAUAUAGGAAUGUCGAACCUAAAAGAAAAUCUUAUAAAACUGGCAAAAGAAAUUCAGGAAACUAAAAUCCAUAUUAGAGGAACAAAGGCUAGGCAAUCCUUAACGAAUGCCAUUGAUGUUGUAAAAGAUUUAUUUAGACUGACAAAUACAAGUAUGGACACUUUUCAUCGGAAGACCAAAUCGUCGAAGCAUAUUUGCAAGGAGAUCUAUAAAGGGACAACAUACGGUUAUCCAUUCUUUUACAAAGGAUUUGAAACCAAAAACUGUUCAUAUGCAACUUCUAUAGACAAGCUAGUAACUGUUGUAUUUAUUCAUAAAGAAGAAACAUUUUGCAAGUUAGAACACAUUUUGAAAAACAUUUUAAAUUAUAAUCCUCGAUUAAAAGUUGUAGUAGGGAAAGAAAAGAAUUCAAGAAUACCUCUUUCAGAAUCUUUCGGUAAUGUAACUGUCAUAGAUUAUUCUAAGGCAGAUUCAGAUGGAACAAUUUGGAAUUUAUUAAUAACAAAGGUAAAAACCGAAUACGCGCUGAUUGCUAGAAACAUUUCCACAUUUAACAUUGAUGCACGUCUAGAACGACUUGUUCGAGAAAUAGAAGCCUUAGACGUCGUCACAGCUGGUGGGGCAUCACGUGACCAAGAUGGCCGUUGGAAACUUGGAUGUUAUCAGUCAGUUUAUAAAAACUUCUCACUGAUUUAUGACGAAGGCUAUGACGAAUCUCUUCAUGAAUGUAUAUUUUGUGAUUACAUAAGUGGUUCAUUUCUUUCGAGACUAACAACUUUUCAAAGCUUUCCUUUUGACGCGAAAAUGAAUGGGAUUUCAGUCUUUCAUGAUUUCUUCUUACGUCUAUCACAAGGUAAAUUAGAGUCUGUUAUUUGUCCUGAUUCAAUGUUUUAUAUGCGAAAACAAAAACAGUCUGUCAAUUAUAAUGACUGGGCACAGCUUGGUAUUAAAUGGAAGUUAUAUCGUAUGAAAAUUUCUGACGGAGUUGACGUACAGUUUCCAUGCAGAAAAGAAAACUAUAAAUGUUUUAAUGGUCUAGGGUAUAUUUUAUCGCCCUGUUGUCUUCAAGAAUUAGCUGACAUGAUUAAUUUCAUAAUGAAAACGUGUGAGGAAUCUAAUAUUUUAUGCGAACUCCAAGAAGGAACAUUGUUAGGUGCUGUCAAAUUCCACAAAGUUUUACCUUGGGAAAGGGACGCAGAUUUAACGUUUCUAACGGCAAAUUUUACGGCUUUAACAAAACUAAAAUCUUAUAUUAUGAAAAAAUAUUCUUUUACAUAUGAUGCAGGCAGUUUGUGGUGUUGUGCUGACAACAGGACUGCCGGAGGGAAAAUGAAAGUUCACAGCAAACACUGGCACAUCGAAAUGUACGGACAACAUCAAAUGGAUUCAGAAAUGUUACUAACGGAUGGAUUAAAACCAACCAAACUUUUAUUAAAUGGUCAAUGGGUAGGUGUCCCUAGAAAUCCUGGUUGGCACGCUAGAAAUCGAUACGGACAUGAAAUAUAUGCACAUGCUCAACACUGGAUGGCUAUGGGGCAGGGUAAUGGCUGGAUUGAUUACAAAACAAACCACUUUACCCCUUGUCGGACACCAGGAAGACAUGACUGCGUAGAUAGUUUUAACGGGGAUGGCAAUCUUCCAUUUUCGCUUCCAAUUCCAUAAAUUCACAUUGUUAUUUUUAAAGCAUUUUAUUUACUAUAACCAGGUUUACGAUUACUCAUUAUCACCAUUUAAAUCUAAAUCUAAAAUAGAGAGAACCGGAGGAGCUUCUACGACAACCCUCGUCAAAAUAAAAAAAAAAAGUUACCAAAGAGAUAUUAAAACUUUAUCGAUGACACACUUUUAUCUCCACAUACAACUAAUUAUAGAAUUCACAAAACUACACGUGCUCCGGAAGGGUAAUCAGCUCCUAUUACACAUGGGACAACCGUCACAUUGCUCUUGAUGUUGAGUAUAUACAAAUUUGAUGCUGAGUCAUUUGGUGAUGUCACAUAAGAAUAAAAAGUGGAAAGGUUUGUGGUUUCGACAAUUGCAACAUAUCUGUCGUCAUAUUUCAUAAUGGUCAAGUAACUCGUGAUGUAGUAAAUAAAGACAACAGUCGUAUACCGGCGUAAAAAGUUCAUAAAUUAGUAGAGUGAAAACAAAUCCGGCUUGCAACCUUAAAACCGAGGGAAACACAUCAAGUUUAAGAUCUAGAGAAAACCAAGCGAACAACAGGAACACUGAAGUGAACAAAAAAUGAAUUAAUCCCAAAUUUUCCUAGAGAUAAGUUCAGACUUUUCACUUGUAGUCCUUAAUUUAAUAGCUUACUUGUAAGCAACAAACAACUAUGAAGAACAACACGAUAGAAAAAAAUAAGCUCUGGACUAUCGAAUAAAUUGGGAGAUGUAUACUAGAUUUGCAUGCGCUGUUAGAAUGUUGUUACAUAGAAAUGGGAAGUUCCCAAUUUGUUCUUUUGUCACUGUGUUUUGUUCUUAACCCACCGUAAUUGUCAAUGUUUAGAUAUAAAUCAAGAUAUGAAGCGGA
Messenger RNA from Mytilus trossulus (common blue mussel), 3001 nucleotides. RefSeq lists its product as uncharacterized. Bases 251 to 2137 code for a protein of 628 amino acids. The record is from RefSeq and is a predicted model, not a curated record. The transcript is spliced from 2 exons. NCBI's taxonomy places the organism in Eukaryota, Metazoa, Mollusca, Bivalvia, Mytilida, Mytilidae.